Sardina pilchardus (European sardine) is the source of this 1531-nucleotide messenger RNA. RefSeq names its product muscarinic acetylcholine receptor M2-like. The coding region runs from base 41 to 1531 and encodes 496 amino acids. Lineage: Eukaryota; Metazoa; Chordata; Actinopteri; Clupeiformes; Clupeidae. The record is from RefSeq and is a predicted model, not a curated record. Gene Ontology annotation, molecular function: G protein-coupled serotonin receptor activity; G protein-coupled acetylcholine receptor activity. Gene Ontology annotation, cellular component: dendrite; synapse; plasma membrane. The transcript is spliced from 2 exons. Gene Ontology annotation, biological process: adenylate cyclase-inhibiting G protein-coupled acetylcholine receptor signaling pathway; G protein-coupled receptor signaling pathway, coupled to cyclic nucleotide second messenger; chemical synaptic transmission.
CGGUAAACGGCUGAGCUGAAACUACUCGGCACACAGACUGAUGGGUUCCGACUCCAGUCUCAACGGUAGUUGUGCUGGUCGUUUGGAUAACGGCACCAAUGAGGCGAGUGGCCAUCGCGGCGCCCCUUACAGCUCCAUGGCAACGGUGCUCAUCGUCGGGGCGGCCGGCUCGGUGAGCUUGGUGACCGUCCUGGGCAACAUUCUGGUGAUGCUCUCCAUCUGCGUCAACCGCCACCUCCAGACCGUCAACAACUACUUCCUGUUCAGCCUGGCGUGCGCGGACCUGGUGGUCGGGGCGUUCUCCAUGAACGUGUACACGGCGUACGUGGUGUCGGGCCGCUGGCCGUUCGGGCCGCUGGCGUGCGCCGUGUGGCUGCUGGUGGACUACGUGGUGAGCAACGCGUCCAACAUGCACCUGCUGCUGAUCAGCGUGGACCGCUACCUGUGCGUGACGCGGCCGCUGACGCACCCCUGCCGACGCACACGCCGCUACGCAGCGCUGCUGCUUCUGGCCGCGUGGGUUCUGUCUCUGGUGCUGUGGGCGCCGCCCAUCCUCAUAUGGCAGCGUUUCCACGGAGACGGCCUCCACCCGAGGGACGAGUGCUACAUCCAGCUCCUGUCCAACCCCACCGUCACCCUAGCAACCGCGCUUCCGUCCUUCUACCUGCCGGCGGCUCUCAUGGUGGUUCUGUACGCUCGCAUCUCCCGGGCCAGCCGGCGCCACUCGGACCCGCGGAGCCCCGCCACCAAGAGUGGCGCAGUGGCCCGCGCGUCCAACACCCCUCACGCAGCGGAACCCCUCCCCCCACUGGACACGGCGUCCAGCCAGCACGGCAACCAGCACGGCAACCAGCCCGGCAACCAGCCGGCCCAAACGAAAGAGGCCGUCCGUCUCGUGGGGGGGGAGGGGCAGCAGGGGCUCCGCAGGGCUCUGAGGUUCUGCAGUCUGCAUGGGAGGAGCCAGAAGCUGGGAGGCUGUGGCUCCGCCCCUAUGGAAGGGUGUGGCUCCGCCCCUAUGGGAGGCUGUGGUUCCGCCCAUAUGGGAGACCCCACUCCUUUGGGGGACUGUGACUCCGCCCUUAUGGGAGACUCCGCCCUUAUGGGAGACUCCGUCCUUAUGGGAGACUCCGUCCCUAUGAGAGGCUGUGACUCCGCCCCCUGCAGUCACAUGAGCAAGAGGAGCAGGGGGCGUGUCUCUCUGCGGGAGGGGAAGGAAGAGGAAGUGACCCGGAGGGUUCUACGGGAGAGGAAGGAAGUGACCCGGAGGGUUCUGCGGGAGAGGAAGGUGACCCGGACGGUUCUGGCCGUACUCCUGGCCUUCUUGGUGACCUGGACGCCGUACAACAUCAUGGUUCUGGUCGGGACCUUCUGCCACUCCUGUGUAUCGGACGCCAUGUGGACGUUGGGCUACUGGCUGUGUUACAUCAACAGCACGAUCAACCCCGCGUGCUACGCACUCUGCAGCGUCACGUUCAAGAGGACCAUCCGCAAUCUUCUGCUGUGUCGCUAUAACAACAUCAACUCCAAAUAG